Molecule: messenger RNA, 2189 nt
Organism: Colossoma macropomum (tambaqui)
Lineage: Eukaryota; Metazoa; Chordata; Actinopteri; Characiformes; Serrasalmidae
Product: inactive phospholipase D5
Exons: 10
Coding region: 184-1614 (476 amino acids)
Molecular function (GO): catalytic activity
Source: RefSeq, a predicted model, not a curated record
GGUGGAGAGAGUGGGGAGACAGAAAAAGAGAGAGACUGAUAACAUCAUGCCAGGGUGUAGUGCUCCCUGCUGCAAAACUGUGCGCUCUGCUUUUCACUUGGAAACCUAUCAGCACGUAAAAGGCAGCAGACAGAGAAAGAGUGAGUGAAUUUACACUGGAGCAGGCUGCCCUGAAAAAACAUCAUGAAGUCUCAGCAGAAGUGCAUUGUGAUCUUUGCUCUGGUGUGCUGCUUUGCUGUCCUGGUGGCUUUGAUAUUCUCAGCGGUGGACGUGUUGGGAGAGGAUGAAGAUGGCAUCAACGAGGAGAACUGCAGCAAAUACUGCCAAGUAGUGCUUGUGGAGAAUAUUCCAGAAGACAUCUCCAUUUCACAUGAGGGUACGAUGCCGUUGACCAUGGGACUUCAUGGCCUUCUGGACCUGGCCCAAAAAUCGGUGGAGAUUGUGUCACCUCUGUGGGCUCUGAAUUCUACAGAUCACGGGUCUCGCUUUGCCCGAGCCAAGCAGGGUCAGCUCCUGCUCCAGCGGCUGAUGGGCUUGAAGGCUCAGCAUGUUCAUUUGAAGGUGGCAAGUGGAAUGCCAAACAACAUCUCAAAACCAGAGCUCGAACUUCUUACUAACUAUGGUGCAGAAGUGCAUGAUCUGAACAUGACUGCCCUCACCCACGGCAAACUCCAUUCCUCCUUCUGGGUUGUGGACAGGAAACACAUGUACAUUGGCAGUGCUGGCAUGGACUGGAGAUCACUUUCUACGAGGAAGGAGCUGGGAGUCAUUAUAUAUAAUUGCAGCUGCCUGGUGCUGGACCUCCACAGAAUAUUCAGUCUCUACUGGCAGCUACAGUACAGAGACUUUGUGCCAGCUAUAUGGUCCAAGAGGCUGACUGCACUCUACAACAAAGAAAGGACACUUGGGCUUCAACUGAAUGGCACCAACACUACGGCCUAUGUCUUGAGUUCUCCAGAUGCCUUCUGCCCCAAAGAUCGAACCCGAGACAUCGAGGCAAUUUUGCGUGUCAUUCAGGAGGCCAAGAGGUUCAUCUAUAUCUCCAUAACAGACUAUCUGCCUCUCGUCAUUAAUAAUUCACACAACAAAUACUGGUCACGCAUUGAUGGGAUGCUCCGAGAGGCCUUGAUCCUGAAGCACAUCAAAAUUCAUCUGCUGAUAAGCUGCAGGGAGCAGACGCAUCCUCUCACCUUUAAUUUCGCGUGGUCUCUGAAAAGCCUAUGCAUGGAAAUGUCUAACUGCUCGAUGGAAGUGAGAUUCUUUAGUCCACGGCUGCAAGAGGAUGGAUCUCUACAGGGCAUCAACCAUCACAGAUACAUGGUGACUGACAACUCUGUGUAUAUAGGGAACUUUGAUUGGGUGGGGAACGAGUUCUUGUACAAUGCUGGAGCUGGACUGGUCAUCAGUAAGGCGGUGGGUUUCACAGGGAAGAGCUCCACUCUAGUGGAACAGGUGAAGGCCGUCUUUGAUCGAGACUGGUACUCUGCAUACACUAAAACUCUGCAACCAAACAAAAUUCCUACAUGCAGCACAAUCACUGUCUUCCCUAGUUCGCUUUUAAAAGGCCAAACAGGUCAUAUAGAGCAUGGGAGUGGCCCAAACACCUCUGUAUGAGACACUGAGGCAAGGAGUGGUGGGUCUAAAUGUUUUUUCAUAUCAAUUUGUUGAUUGUGUCAUUGCUUACAGAUUACAUCAUUCAUUUUAUAACACUGCAGUUUGUAAUGCCGUUUUUACUUUAUAGCUGAUUGUCCAGAGAACACCGGUGAGUUUUUUUGUUUUUACCCAGUUUGGAGGUAAAUCUACCCCCUCAAUAGACAACAUUGCCACUAAUCGAACAUGAGGUCAGCUAUAUACAUUUUUUAUCAUCUAAAUGCAAAUAAAAUUACAUUGUCAAAACCACAUUUUAAGCAAAUCUUUUGGACUAGGUUGUAGUGAUAAAAAAGGAAAAGGCAUCCUUUAAUGGCAGAACGAUGACAAUUACUGUAUAUAGAGCAGUGAGUUAUUGUGAUCACUCUAUACCCUAAUGUAUUAGGCAUAAAAUCUUAUUUAUUAUUACAGGAAGAACAUAUAUUCAGCUUUGUAAUUUAUGACCUUGCUUAUUUGUUUGUUUGUUUGUUUAUUUAUUUAGUCAUUCAUUUGAAGUCUCAUUAAAGGUUACCAGCAUCAUUUUAAUAAUUAUGUAAGUCUAA